Messenger RNA from Ctenocephalides felis (cat flea), 649 nucleotides. RefSeq names its product adenylate kinase isoenzyme 6 (gene Ak6). The record is from RefSeq and is a predicted model, not a curated record. Gene Ontology annotation, cellular component: cytoplasm; nucleus. The transcript is spliced from 4 exons. Lineage: Eukaryota; Metazoa; Arthropoda; Insecta; Siphonaptera; Pulicidae. Gene Ontology annotation, molecular function: AMP kinase activity; ATP hydrolysis activity; ATP binding. Bases 114 to 635 code for a protein of 173 amino acids.
AUUAUCUGCAUAAAAUGACAUUUGCCCUUAAGCACAUGGUCAAUCAAAUCAAAGCCCUUUUUAAGGUUAUAAUAAAAGCCGUAUUUGAAUAAUAAGUAAUAUAAUCUCUUGUCAUGUCGAAUAGAGCCAAACCUAAUAUUUUAGUGACAGGUACGCCAGGGGUAGGUAAAUCAACUUUGUGCAAAUCACUUUCUGAAACAUGCGAUUUACGUUGGAUUGAUGUAUCGAAAAUGGCCCUUGAUGAAAAUUGUAUUGAAGAGUACGAUGAAGAAUACCAAUGUCCCGUGCUUAAUGAAGACAAGUUACUAGAUUUACUUGAAGAAAUUGUAAAAGAUGGAGGUUGCGUUGUUGACUACCACGGAUGUGAUUUUUUCCCAGAGCGUUGGUUUGACAUAGUAUUCGUUGUUAGAGCUGAUACAACUACUUUGUAUGAUCGACUGAAAGCAAGAGGAUAUAAUGAUAAAAAACUAGAAGAUAAUAUGCAAUGUGAAAUAUUUCAAACACUUCUUGAAGAAGCUAAAUCAUCCUAUGAACCAGAGAUAGUCCAUGAAAUUUUUGGGAACUCGCAGGAAGAUCUGAAAUCUAAUGUUCAACGAAUUCAAUCAUGGAUAGAACAAUGGCAAAAAAAUAAAUAAAACUUUGUUAAAAU